AACAGUAAGAAUUCAAUUGUGAACCGAUUUCGCAGUUCGCACAGGUCGUGUGCAUGGCUUGCUAUGCACUCGCUUAAUUUUUUUAAUUGUGAACCCAGCAUAAGGCCGUGGACGAGAUAACCAAACCCGAAGUUCCCCGAAGUUCAUUCCGACGGAGGCCAUGGGACUAAAUAGUCAUGAGUCAUGAACAUACUUCGAGUAAAGACUAAAAACUGUGGUUUUUUUAAGUGUAUUAUUUGUUUAUUUUUUUUAAAAUUGCCAUUUAAAGUUACAAAUAAUUUAUAUAAAAGCGUGCGAUAAUGAGUUUAGUCCAAAUUUUUGAAGAAGGUUAUAUUAUUUCUCACUGCUGUUUUAUAAAUGAAGUGUAUGCGAGUGUGAAGGAAAGUGAUGAAAAAGAAGUAGCAUUUGGUUUCAACGAGUCGCUAUUUCGAAUUGGUACACAGUUUUUAAAGGAUGGACAAAAACAAAAAAAAAUUACGAGAGAUGGAUUGCAUAAAGACGUUAAUAAUCGUAAGAAAAUUAAGAGAGACGUUAACAUUUCAAGUGAAGGAAACUGUAUCGGGGAGAUUGAGCACGUUCAAAGAAAUGCAGAGAAGAUCGUUAGUGCUGGACGGAAGUGUGGUUGCUGGGACCUCGUGGCGUCUGAAGACGGCGUGCAGAGCAACAACCUGGAGGCCCGUCAGGCAGCUGAAUCGUUCUACCACAAGGAGAGCAAGCUGUUGACGGGGAGUUUCCAUGGUGGAAACCUUGGCGAUGUAGCUGUCAUAUCCAGCAUUCAAGGCGAUAGAUACCUCAUCCCUCCCGCGUGUAAAUUUUUUUGUUACGACGUGCGUGAAAUACAGAAACACCGCCACCUAUUGGACGACUCAUAUGACUUCAUCCUCCUGGAUCCUCCUUGGUGGAACAAGUACAUCAGGAGAAAAAAAUUGAAGUCUGGUGCUGCUGAUGGGUACCAGAUGAUGUACGACGAAGACGUGGCACGGCUGCCCCUGGCGUCGCUGGCCGCCCCGGGCACCCUGGUGGCACUGUGGUGCACCAACUCUGACAGCCACCUCUCCGCCAUACGGGACGCCUUGUUCCCUGCCUGGGGGGUCACCUACAUCGGCAAGUGGUACUGGCUCAAGGUAACAUGUGGAGGAGAAGCAGUGUGUGCUUAUUCCAAACCUCCGGGGAAGCAGCCGUUCGAGCAGAUUGUGUUUGGAUGGUUCCAAGCCGAGGGAAGGCCACGUCCCCUGCCAGAAGACGGCAGAGUGUUAGUGAGUGUGCCCAGCGCCUUGCACUCCCACAAGCCACCUCUGGCAGAUGUUCUGGCCAAGUACUUGCCGCCGAGCCCCCGUAGCCUGGAGCUGUUUGCCCGCUACUUGCUCCCGGGGUACACCAGCUGGGGCUCGGAGGUGCUGAAGCUGCAGCAGAUCUGUCUCUACAAGCAGCUCAGCAGUUGACUGUACCGUCCCGUAAAUAAAUGCGUGAAAAAUUAUUUUAAAUCAAAAAUUGAAAUUCCUUUGGAAAUGUCGGAGGGCAGGGAAGGGUAUACGUGUACCCACAGUCAGUCUUUUAGAAUGUUGGCUAUGAAAAAAUUGUUUUAAGUUUUUCGUUUCACAUAAUCAUAAUUUCAUCAGUACAUAAUUAUAAAUUAUUUUAACAAGCAAUCCCCAUUUUCAUCCUGGUAAAGUAUGCUGUAAUGUAAAUGUUUUUAUACGUCCAUUAUAUUUCACGUAGGUUAUUAUUAUUUACUUUCUAUAUAUAGUCAUUCUGCCAGCUGUUUCAUUUAAUCAAAAUUUAAUUGGCGUUUGAAUAAGUUGUGGCUGUAUUUCAUUUUGCUUUUAUUAAAUGUUAGUUUUUCAUACCUGAAAAAAAGAAAAAUCUAUUUUUUCCUCCAAAUUCGCAUAUAGGCCCCCUCUCCUUUUUUGGAGAUGAAAAUUUGGAAAAAUCAUCUUUACGCGAGUAAAUACGGUAAUAAUAAUAAUACAGAGUUUAUUGUAUUAUGUAGGUUAUUAUGUUAGAAAUAUUAUCACACUGUUUUCUCUGAGCCAGUACCUACUGAUAACAAUACAAAGUUUAUUGUAUUAUAUAGGGGUCCUAUUGCACAGUACUUAGGGAGUGGAAAUGCUAAAUACCAGUAGUCACUGUUGGGGCUCAGUUAACACUGGAGUGGAUGAAUUCCACCAUUAAGGUUGACUACUGCUGGAGUUUAGGCUAGGCUUCACCUUGUUUCAGAAGAUGAAAUCACUACUGUACACAAUUGUGGUCUACUGCCUUGGUCCGCACAGUGUCUUGAUUGGAGUUGGUGCUGUGUGUACUCUGUGCCUCCGAGAUACUCAUGAAAUAACUACUUGGGUACCUUAAUAUAAGCAGCUACGGUGCUUGGAUAACUCAUGCUGACAUCUGCAAAAUGGCUGAUAGACUUAAUCCAAUUUUUCUGCUGGCAGUCCCUUCCACUAAAAAUGUUGCACUUUUGACAAAAUGGGAUCUAUUUCAUAUCUGCAAAUUUAUUGGAGUGAAUGGCAGACUCAUCUAGGGCUUCUUGCAGAAAUCUUUCCUAGGGGGAGGAGUCUGGAAACUAAAUGAAGUCAACCUGCGUCCGGUAUUCCAGAACCCAGCUUGUAACGCAGUACCAAGUACAACUAAAUGUUCAAGCAUAGCGUAAGAGCUAUAUUCGUUAGGCUUCUUGGUUUGUGAAAAUAAGGCUAAUGAUCAAUUAUGAUUUUGUAAUAUCUUCCACCAUACAAGCAAUUGUGAAAUUUCUUUGCAACACUAACGCUCAGAGCUUCACUAUCUUAACUGAGCAAGGCUUCAUCCAGUCCGAGAGACAGUCCUUGAAUAAAAACUUGCUAGUACUUCACUAAUUUGGCUUGAAACAGCCCAAUACAACACUGUGACACAUCACAUGUAUAGAUGAGAGGUUUCUGUCCAUUAUAAUUAGCAAAAAUUUUAUGAUAAAAAAUCUAUGGUAGCUGUAAAACUGUUGUGGUUGGACAUUUUGAAAUAAAAGAAUAUUAUAAAUGCAA
Molecule: messenger RNA, 3008 nt
Organism: Bacillus rossius redtenbacheri
Lineage: Eukaryota; Metazoa; Arthropoda; Insecta; Phasmatodea; Bacillidae
Gene: Mettl4
Product: N(6)-adenine-specific methyltransferase METTL4
Exons: 5
Coding region: 300-1442 (380 amino acids)
Biological process (GO): methylation
Cellular component (GO): nucleus
Molecular function (GO): methyltransferase activity; nucleic acid binding
Source: RefSeq, a predicted model, not a curated record